AUGGCUUCGGACGAGUAUGCUGAGCUCUUUGCGGAAGAUCCAGAGGCAUUCUUACAGGUUCCAUUGCCGCCGAACUUGCCUCGGCUAUUAGAUGAUGCUGAACGUGCGCGAAAGGCAGAUGUGAAGACAGAGCUCAAAGACUUCUGUCCUGUGGCCUUGGUCGAAACUGGAGAGCUUGUGAAGGCAGCCAUGAAGUUCAUGCGUCAGCCGAUGCGCUACCGAACCGCCAAGCUUCCGCCCAAGCUGCCACCGGAGGUGUCGAAAGAGGAGCGAUUGGCAGUCGGCAACCCAGCAACGACGCGUGACACAUCACCCUUCAGCCUUUGGGAGGCUAGUGUGGCAGAGCUCAUUUGCCAGGGCUUGGUGGAAACUGGCGAGUGCAGGAACCGACUUUUCGACUUUUCGAUGCGCAUAGUGCCUUUCAGCGCAGCUUGGACCUCUACGGAGAGCGCCAAGUUCCAAGAGCUCUGCGCGCGCUUCGAUGAGGUCGCUGAAGUCACGGUGCGAGGUCGCGCGGUGAAAGGUCCACGAUGGCUGACGGCGGAGAAGAGGUCUGAGGGACAGAGGGAGCGCUGGAACCCUCCUGUCACGAUUGGAUGGGGUCUCCCGGACGGAAAGGCCAUGUACCUGAACGGCGACACCUACGAUGGCACCUAUGUGGAAGGUCUCCGAGCAGGAAAAGGCAUUUAUACCUUCAAAAAGUUCGGUGACUCCUACGAAGGCAAAUACGAGGAGAAUAGGAAGCAUGGAUUCGGCAAGAUGAUCUACAGGAACAACAUCUCAGAGGAAGAGGACCCUCCAGACGAAAAUGCUCCACCACGAGGAGGUAGCUACCUUGGCAACUUCACUGCGGGCCUUCGGGGCUGUGCGGCGAACGUCAACCCAGAUGAGGCACCUUCGGAAGGCACCUUCACAUAUGUGAAUGGGGAUGUCUAUGCGGGUCAGUGGCGAGAAGGAAAGAAGCAGGGCAAAGGUACUUACACGUUUGCGAAGGAUGGAACGCAGCUGAUUGGAGAAUGGGAAGAAGGGAAGAUCACCAGCGGAAAGUGGGUCUUUCCCAAUGGCACCUUCUACUGUGGCAAGUUCAGGUACAACAAGCCCUUUGGGAAAGGUGUUUGGGUCUUCAAGAAUGGCAAUCAGCUCACGGGGGAUUACGUGCAGAAGGAACAGCCGACUGAAGAAGAGCCACCAGAUGACGAGACCGCUCCACGACCUGAUCCCAAGGCGCGUGGAACAUUUGGAGAAACCGAUGUUAGCGGGGGGUGGGGAAAUAUGUCUUGGUCUUUUGAAACUUUGACUAACGAUUGCAUAGAGCUUGGCGGUCACACGGCCAUAGAUAAAUUUAUUGUGGAGGCAGACAUUGAUGGCGACAAACGGAUGAAGCUGCUAGCAUGCAUGGCAUGGACAAGACUUGUUGGGCUGAUGUGAAGGUUUGGUGCCAGUUCAAGCCGAAAGCUAGCGUGGCAGUUCGUGGUGGCUCCAUGUCACGGCCUUGGGAUCAGAGAUUGAUA
Messenger RNA from Durusdinium trenchii, 1511 nucleotides. The record is from the annotation of a GenBank genome assembly. Lineage: Eukaryota; Dinophyceae; Suessiales; Symbiodiniaceae.